CCACGGGUCACCGCCACCUUCACUAUGUCCAGUGUUCUCGCUCGCUCAGCUCAAAGUGUGACUGCACAUUGUGCUGCUUCAAGGUGCUGCACGGCAGCUCACAUUGCUCAAUAUAUCUGUACCUCUUAUCCGAUAAGACCACAGGAAGGCGGGUUAGUAGUGUUCAGACUGCGAGGAUGGGUUCACCCACAGCCAACUAUCCAGCUGUUCCGAAGUCUGACGUGCCACUGCGCAGGGUGAAGUCGCUCACUCGAGACUCUUCCCCCACGUCCUCACGCGUGCUGGGAUGUGGUCUCAUGGCGUGCGUCCUGCUUCUACCUUUGUUCCUCUGGGCUACUUCUUCGAAAUCCCCGUCAGCAAGUCAAGAUUCCAUGAUGACCACCGUCGUGACGUAUUCGAGUGGUUCAGAGGCUGCCCGUCAUGGAGCGCGAAUGUCAGCAGAGCAACCGCUUCUGCGCGCACACGUUCCUCAGAUGGAGCGGGUGGCCAGCCUCACAGAGUCCCAGGGAGGCUUUCCCAAUCAGGCGGAGGUAUCUGAGGCGGAGCAGGCGGUCGUGCAGGAAGCGGGCGACACGGACGGCGUCACAGGCGACGAGGGCAGCUCCGCCACGGAUGGCGGCGGCGAACUGCUGAUUCGAGACGCAUCGUCGCCGUCGCGCAAGGCGGACGGAGGGGAGGCGGCGAUGAAGGGGGAGCGUGAGAACCCCUCGCUGUCGUCGCGUCAGAGCGGGUCAGACGGCGAGGCAGAAGGGGGUGCGGAGAGGACGCGGCAAGGCAGGGGCGAGCCCGAACUGGACGAUCGCGAGCGGCACGCAGCGCCGUCGGGCGGCGGGAUGGCGUCCAAGGCCGGUGGCGUGGCGGUAUUGGCGGCGUCGGACCAGGUGGCGGCGGCGAAGCGCGAGUCGUACAUGGGCAUGAUGGCGGACCUCGUCGCGCAGGUCGCCGCUGUGCUGCCCGACGCCGAGAAGCGCGGCAACGCGCAACUCGUCAAGCACGUGCGCGCUGCACUAGAGCGCGCGGAGUCGCUGGUGGAGGCGUGGAAGGGCGCGCGGGUGUGGGGCGGCGAGGAGAAGGCGAUCGGCGUGAUCAAGGUGCUGGAGUCGCUGAGGGCGCGCGCGCAGGAGUGGCGCAGCACGCUGGCGCUGAUAGAGCGGCUGCGAGGCGAGGUGGAGAAGGCGAAGGCGAAGCUGAAAGCCGUGAGCAAGGAGCGCAACAAGCUCGACCUCGCCGCCGCCAAGGCGCUGCCCAAAGCGCUGCACUGCCUCAACCUCCGACUUGCUGUGGCGUAUGGUAGCAGUGAGGAGUUCAAGGCGAUAACGAGGGCGCGAGAGAGCAAGCAGGCGAGGAGGUUCGAGGACCCGUCGCUGUACCACUACGCACUCUUCUCAGACAACGUGCUGGCCGUGUCCGUCGUUGUCAACUCCACGCUGCAAAACGCCCAGCACCCAGAGAAGCACGUGUUCCAUGUGGUGACGGACGAGAUGAACCUGCCGGCCAUGCGUGCAUGGUUCGCCCUGCACCCGCCGGGCGAGAUGGCUGUGGAGAUCAAGGCGGUGGAGCACUUCCCCUUCCUCAACGCGUCCUACUGCCCCGUGCUGCAGCAGCUGCAGGCCACCAGCCUCAAGGCCUUCUACUUCUCACAACAGGCUGCUGAAGACAAGAAGCGCGCGUCUAGAGGGGCGUCCGCGGAGGCGACAGCGGGCCCAACGCAGCUCAAGUUUAAGAACCCCAAGUACCUCUCCAUGCUCAACCACCUGCGCUUCUACCUGCCCGAGAUGUACCCAUUGCUGCGCCGAGUGGUGUUCCUUGACGACGACGUGGUGGUGCAGAGGGACCUGGCGCCGCUCUUCGCCCUGCCCCUGCACGGCAACGUCAACGGCGCUGUGUUCACGUGCCGCGAUGGGGACGACUUCCACCGCCUGCACAAAUACCUCAACUUCCACCACCCCUACAUCGCCGCGCACUUUGACCCCAACGCUUGUGGCUGGGCGUACGGCAUGAAUGUGUUCGACCUGCACGCGUGGCGCCAGCACAACCUCACUGCGGUCUACCACAGAUUCCAGACCAUGAAUGCGGGGCGGGCGCUGUGGCAGCUGGGAUCGCUGCCCCCAGGGCUCAUGACAUUCUACAACCGCACACAAGCGCUGGACGUGCACUGGCAUGUGCUGGGACUGGGGUACAACAAGGAGGUCGCCCUGGAGGACGUGCAGGGUGCUGCCGUUGUGCACUACAAUGGCAACUGGAAACCAUGGCUGGAUACUGCAAUGAAGCAAUUCAGACCAUUCUGGCUGGCAUAUGUGACUGCAAACGACGGCAUUAUACAAAGGUGCAAUGUAGAUCUGAAGAGCUGAGGUAAUUGAACACCGGACGCGUGAAACAGGAUACCUUAUAAGGUGUCCUAGGACUGGUGGUGAUGUCAAGCCUAGGAGCCAAGUGCCACUUGUUUCUGUCGAGGGGAGAAGCUUGUACAUACUGUCGCAAUUACAGUACUCCAGGGCUUCCCUCCAGCCACUGCCAGUAAAUGUGAUUUUAGUGCUUGUCAUCCCCUUUUCCUUUGAUGCGCUGGUCCCGAUAUGAGGUACUCUGUAGCCCAAGAAC
Closterium sp. NIES-67 is the source of this 2598-nucleotide messenger RNA. Lineage: Eukaryota; Viridiplantae; Streptophyta; Zygnematophyceae; Desmidiales; Closteriaceae. The record is from the annotation of a GenBank genome assembly.